Messenger RNA from Paramacrobiotus metropolitanus, 3575 nucleotides. Its product is annotated as protein HGV2-like. Lineage: Eukaryota; Metazoa; Tardigrada; Eutardigrada; Parachela; Macrobiotidae. Gene Ontology annotation, molecular function: histone binding. The transcript has 15 exons. Gene Ontology annotation, cellular component: nucleoplasm. Gene Ontology annotation, biological process: DNA replication-dependent chromatin assembly; CENP-A containing chromatin assembly. The coding region runs from base 1755 to 3227 and encodes 490 amino acids. The record is from RefSeq and is a predicted model, not a curated record.
ACUUUACAAAUUCCAUUUCCACAUUCCAUUUCCAACUACUGUGUGGGAUUUUCCAUAUAAUUUACUGGAAAUGGCCUUAAACUGGUGUGCUCGCCAUACGAAAUCUGGCAGUUUGCGUUGUUGUUGACGUUAAUAGAAACUAGAAAGUAUGUGUUCCUUUUUAUUUGAAAAACGAAACCCGUUUAUUUCUUCGAGUUGCAGUAUCUUUUUUGUUUUAUUCUGAUUUUGUACUUGUGCCCGCUGAGGGGCUCAAGUCCUCCAAGUGCUUAUGACCGGGCCGUGGAAUGGUGGAGUCCUCGAUGUUUACGUCUUCUGGCCCGUUCUGGGGUUCUAGCCGUUGAGUAACAGCUGUAUCUUUCCGCAACCGUUCCAUGUGUUGAACAAUAGUCUAAAAUUUACUUCUACCGCUGUAACUUACAGUGGGAUCCAUAACGGUCGACUGCUUCCCAAAAUCCAAAGUUUCCCGAACACGAUACAAUGGAAGCUUUUUUUGUGUUUGCGGAUUCUGUCGUCGGGCGGGCCAAUAGACUCUAUGAUACUGCAGAUGGGGAUCAGGACGGCAUUGAAGGAGCACUGGGGCAGGUUGAAUGUUUAACUGGUUGCACACGGGACAUAUGCGAAAACUUACCAAACGAAGUGACGGGAGAUGCUCAGCAGUUGUUCUACGCUUUGCGAAACUGUUCAGAGGACUUGCAUCAGCUACUGCGGGAAGACGAAAAUGGGUCGGAUUAUUUCUAUGAAAUGAAUGGCGGCACUAACAAAUACGGAAAAAUUUGUAUUCCGGAUAACGAACUCUGUGAAAUGCGAUGCGAAGGCUUCACAGUUAGGGAAAUUGCUGGGUUUUUUGGAGUCACGACACGUACGAUCGAGCGCAGGCUUGUUGAAUACAAUUUAAAUCAUAAAGUAAAUUUUAAUGCCAGCAGCUAUUUUAACGGUAGCGUCUUAUUUGUAUUGGCAUGGCCAAGUAAAAUAAGUUAUUGUAAGAGAAAUAAUUUCCAAAUUUUUACAGCGCGGAAAAAAAUUUUUUUCGCGAUUUUUAUCGUAGUACAGCGAUAUAUCAGCAAAUGAUAACGGUAUCAAUCUGGAGAGGACGCAAACAACUGCACUGUUUUGAAACACAGAAAGUAUCAUAAUACAUUACAACAACCAGUUACUGAUCAAUAAGGUUUGAUAUUAUUUACAUAAAAACCCAACGAAGAAACAAAAAAUCACUGGUGGUGCUCAAGUAUUAAACAACAAUUAUUACCUUGUUAAACAACAAUUAUUACCUUCCGGCAUUCGAAGAGGACGUAACUGCUGUGAGGUAGCGUCCUGUGGGAUUCAAUUGGACAUCAAAGAGCAGAAAGUGUGAAACAUCCCCAACACUGACAAAUCGGCGGCAUUCACAAAAGAUAAAUACCCAACGCUUCCGCUGCAGAACAUACAGACAGUGUCAAUCAGCACACUGUCAGGAAUACGACUGUGCUUUCCUGGAAGCCGUGUGAAGAACGACGAACUGCCCCAUAGGCGAUCAGAUUUCCAAAUCGAUGAGGCUGUCGGAUUUGGAAUUCCAUAGCCACUUACUGAGGCUGAGGCAUGAGUUCUGUUUGGCUCUAAUGUCGUACUUUGAGAUCCACAUUUUCUGCCAACUUCAGGAACUGCUUUAAAAUUCCGUUUUGGGCUCGGUUUCUCGAACUGAUUAGUCUGAGCUACACUGCUGCAGUCUACAGAAUUGAAUAAAUUUGUCAGCCCGAGCAUUCCGAAUAACAUUCCGAAUGGCUUUGGACGAGGUCUCUUCGGUGGAUCCAUCAGUGACCGACAUCGAAAUGCAGUCCGUCGAAAAGCAGCAACCUCAACCAGUACUGAAGACAACUGAGCCACAUUACGCGGUCCCAGGAUCGCCUUCGGCUUCAGGCAGUUCCAGCGCCGCUGCAGAAGCUUGUAUGCCAGGAACGUCGGGCAGUGCAUCCACAACGGACUGGAAGCGUGUGGAAACGGCCAGAACCGCACUUGAAACCGCUAAAGCUUUGAUGAAAGUGGAUCCAGUGGAAUACGAACGGAUUAUUGAUACACUGGACCAGGUUUGCUCUACAUUGAAAAAGGAAUUGGGCGACUUCCACACGGAAACAGUUGAUGCAUUGUUUCACUAUGGCAGCAUCCUUUUGGAGUAUUAUCAGAUGGGCGCAGGAUUGGUCAGUAACAAGGCUGAAGAUGCGAUUAAACAGUAUGCGGCGGAAAUUCUAGAGGGCUCGAAGGAGGAGGAGGUUGGAUUAACUGAUGAAAAUAAAAAUCCUGGAGAUGAAGUUGGUGAAGAUAAUGGUGAGGAUGAUGAUGCGCAGUCAGACGAUGAUUCAGUUGAGGAUGAUGGUGAAGCCCUGGAUGUUAGUGAUCAUCUUGACGACGAAAUGGAUACCAAUGCUGAAAGUGUUCCUGAGGAAUCUUCCACAGUUGCGGCAGAACCGAUCUGUUCGGAGAGUGUCCCAGCAGAGACUUCCAAGAAACAAAACGAAGAUGCUAUCGCUAUCGGUGAACUCCGGUAUGCAUGGGAAAUCUUGGAGACCGCCCGAGUGGGUUACGCCAAACGCGUUAAGGAAACAGGAGCGUUUACCGAUAAAAUCCGCUUGUCAGACAUUCAUCACAAGCUGGCUUUAUGCGCCGCGGAGAAUGGUCAACAAAAUUUGGCUUUGGUAGAAGCAGAACGAGCGCUGAAAGUCUGCGAGGAAGCUUGUCAACCAACCGACCGUGAACUGGCAGAAGCAUAUUUCAAUUACGGAACAACCCUCAGUAUGUAUGCUUUGUUGGCGGAGGCAGCCCAUAAUAUGAAAACAGCCGUAUCUAUUCUGGAAAACCGAAAAGCAAUGAGUAAUGCUAGAAUUUCUGUUUUGGAGUCGUCUACCGAAGACAAAACUGCUGAAAUCUUGAAACUGAAGAAGGAAGUGGAUGAAAUCUCCGAAUUGGUUCCUGAUUUAAUGGCUCGAGUGCAAGAUAUUUACGAAGACAUGAGACUGGGCAGCGAUGAGGCCAGGAAGUUGUUAAAUGAUUGGCUUAAGGGAGUCAGCGAGCAGUGCAAUUCGGAAGCUGGAGUGGCUGUUAGUGCGGCGCCUGUUAGUGAUAUAUCUCAUCUUGUCCGAAGGGUUAAAAGAUCCAGCGACAUGGUCGAGGACGACGCUGUAAAACGGCUGAAGGCAUCUGAUCCAUCAUCAUCGGACACUGCGGAACGAAAUGGCACAUCUGAUGGAACCAACUGAUGAAACCUUUGCACACUAAGGAACAUUUUUUUCGGUUUUGAGCGGUUUUCAAAUGCGUUGUUCUUUUUAAGUAUUAAUUUUCAAGCAUUUUCGAGGAUUUUUCAUUUUUUUGUCCUGAUUGUAUCGAAUUUUGGCAGGUUGUGGCGCAAUUUUCUAUUGAUCACAUUAUCACAACAGUGAGUUUGGAUUCUCACAAUCAACUUAGUGGUCUCUUGUGAGCUUCACACUGCAGUGCAGUUGAAUGCACCUUUUUAGGCUACAGUACACUGAUUGUGAGUACAGUCAGUACUUAGUCAGUUUCUUCGGAAGCAACACCUGUCUUUGUAUUGUUUAAAAUUAUCAAAUCGG